Closterium sp. Naga37s-1 is the source of this 3243-nucleotide messenger RNA. The record is from the annotation of a GenBank genome assembly. Lineage: Eukaryota; Viridiplantae; Streptophyta; Zygnematophyceae; Desmidiales; Closteriaceae.
AUGUCGACUCUCAGUGCUACGUCCGAGGGUACUGAGCCAGAGGGUGCUGCAACUGACCGUGCUGCACUUGGAGGCGCUCCCUCCUCACAGCAGCUGCGGGAGUGGUACUUGCAGUACUGCAGCCUCAGGAGGGGCGCUUCUGGAGCCAAGGGUGCUGCUGGAGCUGGUGCUCGUGGUUCCCCUCCUCGUCGGGAGCCGCCCUCUGCCCAGCGGCUCCGAGAGUGGUACGCUCGGCGCUGCAGUCUCCGGAGUGGCGCUACUGGUGUCGCGGACCCUGGAGCUGGAGCUGGUACUGGUGCUGGUGCUACUGACGCUGGAGCUGCUGGAGGCACUGCUGGCGCUGGAGGCACUACUGCUUCUGGAGGUGCUGCUGGCGCUGCUGGAGCUACUGGAGGUGCUGGAGCCUCUGGUCCUGGAGGUGCUCGUACAUGCGGUACUGGAGCUGCUGGGAUUGGGGGUUCUGCUGGAGCUGGAGCUGCUGGAGGUGCUGCUGGUGCUGGAGCUGCUGGUGGUGCUGCUGGAGGUACUGCUGGUGCUGGUGCUGCUGGAGGUGCUGCUAGUGCUGGAGCUGCUGGUGGCACUGCUGGAGGUGCUGCUGGUGCUGGUGUUGCUGGAGGUGCUCCUGGUGCUGGAGGUGCUAGAGCUGCUGGAGCUGCUGGUGGUGCUGCGGGAGUUGUAGCUGGAGACUCUGGAGCUGAGGGCACUGGUGCUGUCUCUGCUGGUUCAGGAGGAGCUGCGCGGCCGCGGCCGUACUACGUUCCGCUCCUUCAGCAGGUUCUUGGCCUCCCGCCCUCUCCUAGUCCUACUCCUCCCCUACCGAGUCCACCGCCUGUCCAGUCGCAGUCACAGUUACAGCCAGUCUCUCCGCUGCCUGGUCCUUCUCCUUACACUGCGCCGACGAGUAGUCUUACGGAGCGUCGUGAGCCUGAGUCUCGUCCUCCGUCACCUGAGUCUCGUCCAGAGUUGCCUGAGUCGCGUCCAGAGUCGCCUGUCCGCGCUGUCCACACUGGUCGUCGUGCUCCGCGUCAGCGUCCUCCUCCUGUCCUUGGCACUCACUAUAUGACCCUGCGUCCUUCCACUUCUCCACAGCGUGUCCCUCUGCCGUCUCCUCCUGCGUCCUCUCUUCCUGACGUUGCUGACCCAACGUCUGACUCCCUUCGUGCUGCCAGUCCUACUGUCACACGUCUCCUCGCCACUGCUGUCACUGACCCUUCCUUUGAGUCCUCUGCUGCGUCUGCUCUAGUCGCUGAGCUUGUUGACUUUGCUGCCGCCUGUCGUCUAGACUACGCUGCUAGCCUUGUUGCUGAGUCUGAGUCUGUCUGUCCUCCGUCCGUCGGGGGUGAGUGUACUCUUCGUACGGACGUCCUUGAGGACAGACAGGAGGAGUUUGAGUGCUUUGCCGCUGCUUUACCUCAUAUCGUGUCCAUGCUGAUUGCCCCUGAGGGAGACCCGGAUGCACCAGACAUCCCGACCCCGCGCUCUUACGCAGAGGCGAUAGAGGGUCCCUACUCUUCUCAGUGGCAGACAGCCAUGGACGCAGAGAUGGCUUCCUGGAAGUCCACAGGCACCUACGUCGACGAGGUUCCCCCACCUGGGGCGAACAUCGUCAGUGGUAUGUGGAUUUUCAGGGUGAAGCGGCCGCCGGGUUCUCCGCCUAUCUUCAAGGCGCGUUACGUUGCACGAGGCUUCAGUCAGCGAGAGGGAGUUGACUUCUUCCAGACCUUCUCCCCGACCCCGAAGAUGACCACUCUUCGGGUUCUGCUGCACGUCGCCGCUCAGCGUGACUACGAGCUCCACACUCUUGACUUCAGCACUGCGUUCUUACAGGGCAGCCUGCACGAGGAGAUCUGGCUGCGCCGCCCACCUGGCUUCACUGGGUCGUUCCCUCCUGGUACCCAGUGGAGCCUCCGGCGGCCAGUCUACGGUCUCCGCCAGGCACCCCGUGAGUGGCACGACACACUGAGGACUACUCUUGCUGCUCUUGGGUUUGCUCCUUCUACUGCUGACCCGUCGCUGUUUCUACGCACCGACACCACUCUGCCGCCGUUCUACGUUCUCGUGUACGUAGACGACUUGGUCUUUGCUACUGCUGACACUGAGGCUCUCGCCCACGUGAAGUCGGAGCUGCAGAAGAGACACACGUGCACAGACCUGGGUGAGCUGACAAGCUAUCUUGGCUUGCGGAUCACCCGGGACAGAGCACAGCGCACCAUCACCUUGACUCAGUCACACAUGGUGCAGCAGGUCCUUCAGCGCUUCCGCUUCACGUACUCCUCGCCUCAGCCCACUCCUCUGCCUACCGGUCACUCACUCUCAGCUCUGCCUUCGAAUGAGUCCGUAGAGCCGAGUGGCCCGUAUCCAGAGCUUGUGGGCUGCCUCAUGUACCUGAUGACCUGCACUCGACCUGACCUUGCAUACCCUCUUAGCAUCCUAGCACGCUAUGUCGCUCCUGGCCGUCACCGGAAGGAGCACAUGGAUGCCGCUAAGAGGGUGUUGCGCUACUUGUGCAGUACGUCGGGCAUGGGGCUUGUGCUUGGAGGACGGACUCGGGUUGUCCUCACAGGGCACUCAGACGCUUCUUGGGCUGACGACCAGGCUACUCAGCGGUCGUCUCAGGGUUACACCUUCAGUCUUGGCUCUGGUUCAGUCUCUUGGCGUUCUACACGCUCGUCUUCAGUUCUCAGCUCCAGUUGUGAGGCUGAGAUCUACGCCACAGCCAUGGCUGCACAGGAGUUACGCUGGCUCACCUACCUGCUGACCGACCUGGGAGAGCGGCCUCGUUCUCCUCCAGUGCUGUACGUCGACAACAAGGCCGCCAUUGCCUUGUGUCAGGAGCACAGACUGGAGCACAGAACGAAGCCCAUCGCUCUGUGCUACUUCCUUGCUCGAGAGUUGCAGCAGCGUGGUCAGCUUCGUCUUGCGUACGUGGCCACUCGGGCCAACACUGCUGAUGUGUUCACCAAGGCGCUUCAGCCUUGUGAUCAUCAGCAUUUCUGUACUGUUCUCGGCCUUGUGCCUACUGUCCCUCACUUGCUCACUGUCCCUCACCAAGGAGCAGCCUCGAACUUAUCGAAGGUUGACAGUAUCAUCUGCGCCCUCCACACUCCACAUGAGCUCCCCCCUCGUAAGGUUCAGGUGCCCCUUCAGGGCUGCUAUGGCGGGCUGCUGUGGCGGGCUGCUGUGGCGGGCUGCUGUGGCGGGCUGCUGUGGCGGGCUGCUGUGGAGAAGCUCCCAACCCACUGA